AUGAGAGAAGCCGCUGACCAGCCAGCUGAUACGGUGAUGAUGGUCGAUGUCCACGGCAGAAUCAUCUCAAAGCCUCAAUCGACAAUCGAGGAAGACACCCUCGACUUAAGGAAUGAGGGUAUCUUGUCCCAGAGGACGCAGGGAGUUUUCUUCGAUCCAACAAACGCGAGUCUCUGUCGCUCAGAUCGCACGUACUUCGACGACGCCGCCACCGCUCUUCCCGCCGAGAGAGAAGAGGAUGUACCCAUUGCGUAUAAAAGACAACUGGUAGCGUCCUUCAACAUCAUGGGGCAGUUCGAGCGGCGACCAUCCCACGCUGGUCUGGAGGAUGUUGAGCGCACAUCGGAAACCCAUGAUCAAGAUCGGUCAGAACAGCAGCAAACCGGCCUUGAGGCGGGCCCUAGAGCGCCGCAGAAUCACCAUCCUCGCCGCGGAGAACCGACCGAGUCCAACAGACACAGCAGCGGAUCGAAUGGCUCGAAUGGUCCGACGCAUCCUACUUCCUCCUCGACAACUUCCGAGUCGGGUCUAUCGUUUGCAAAUAGGAUGCUGGCAUCCAAACACAAUCUGAAGCUUUCCGGCUUCAGAGGCGAUUCUCAUUCAUCCCACCACCUGAUACAUUUCAUGCCACAAUCCUCCAACAACUCGAGAGCGUCUUCUGCGAAGACUUCGUCGAGUUCUCUUCAUGCUAUGAACGAGGACACCGUCGCUGAGCCUCGUCCGGAGCCUUCCAGUGGUCUUUCUCGAUCGUCUCUCGUCAGAAGACUAUCGCAACAACUCGAAUUAUCCUUUGGUCAAUCUCUCGUUCCGAAAGCUAAUCCUGUGAAUACAACCGCCGACUUCCCUGUAUAUCCCGAUCAGUCCUAUGCGGUACUACAAUCGCAGAUUCACCCGUCUCCUUAUCAGCCUUAUCUCCGAGGGCGCAGUUCAUAUCCAUCGCCGACCGAGAAUAUUAGACCAUACGAACAUGCCUUUACCGCCACCGGCGCCCGGACUGUCGGCAACACGCCCAUCUCUACUCCAGGUCUCUUUACUGGCCGGAGUGCCCGUACCUCUCCCUCAGUUGGCUCCGACGAUGAGGGCUAUACAUUCAGUCCUUACCUUCACCCGACACAUUUACAACCACCCAAAGAAACCCACACCGCCGAAGUUGAGCGAGAUCUCCAAACAGGAAAUAAACUCAUCAAUGACUACGAGGUCCUGGAAGAGCUUGGACGAGGUGAACAUGGAAAAGUUAAACUUGGCCGCCAUCUCAUCACCAAACAACCGGUCGCAAUCAAGAUCGUCCAGCGGUACUCCAAGCGACGUCGUCUAGGAAAACUAGGCAAUCCAGAGGACAAAGUCAAGAAAGAAGUCGCCAUCCUCAAAAAGGCGCGGCACCCUAACGUGGUCAGUCUUCUCGAAGUUAUUGAUGAUCCCAACCGUCAGAAAGUGUACAUCGUCCUGGAGUACGUCGAGAAUGGAGAGAUCAAAUGGCGCAAAAAGGGCGUCAGAGAGGUUGUACAAAUGGAUAAGAUGCGAAUGGAGCGAGAAAAACUUGGGCAGCCGGAUUCACCCUACUUCGAGGAAGAGGGACAAUCAAUCAUCAAUAACCUCCAAAACCAACGAAAACGCAGAGAACUUGCUCGUGAACGACACCGUGCUCAAUCGCAAACCAAUCACCGCCACUUGAUCCCUGCCUGGAGUUUGGAGCAUGGUGGAGAAUCCGAUGACGAGUCGAACCCUGAAUUAGCAUUGGCACGGUCGAUUAGCCAAAACCUCGCUCUACAUCAUGAUCGCACAGACCAUGCAGAACAUGGACAAUCCCCAAGUCAAUCAUACAACAGCACAGCAUCCGAAUUCGAUCGUCACAUGCGCGAUUCGGUGUUGGCCGCUGUGGAAGGUAGCAUGUACGGUGCUUAUUCUGAUUACCCACUUGAAAGACGAUACAGUACAGCGUCUAGUCUGUUCGCCUAUUCUUCGUCAGAGGCUGAUCAAUUUUCGGAUGAUGACGACCUCUCUUACGUACCGUGUCUUACCAUCGAAGAAGCUCGUAACGCUUUCCGAGACGCAGUGCUAGGCUUGGAAUACUUACACUACCAGGGUAUCAUUCAUCGUGACAUCAAACCAGCAAACCUCCUCGUCACGGCGAAAGGACAAGUCAAGAUUUCCGACUUUGGUGUAUCAUAUCUAGGUCGGCCUAUCAGAGACGAGGAUGAAGAACAAGUUACCGAGACCGAUGCUGCUGAGCUGGAUGACGCCCGCGGAGAGUUGUCCAAGACCGUUGGCACUCCAGCCUUUUACGCACCAGAGCUUUGUUAUAGUGGUGACGACUAUGUCGACGCGAAUGGCCGGGGCCCCAAAAUCACCGGUGCCAUCGACAUUUGGUCCCUAGGAGUGACUUUAUAUGGCAUGAUCUUCGGACGCUUACCCUUCGUCUCGGAUGAUGAAUACAGCCUGUUCCAAAACAUCGGAAAGAACGAUCUUUUCAUCCCCAAGAAACGACUCAAGCCGGUCGAGGUCGACAGCAGCAAAAUCAGUGCCGAUCCGCGCCACGGUGUGAUGAACAGCAACAAACGGCUAGAGGAUGAGUUUGUAUACGAGGAUAUCGACCCCAUGCUAGACGAUCUCUUACGACGUCUUCUCAACAAGGAUCCUCAAAAUCGCAUCACAAUCAAAGGCAUCAAGACCCAUGAGUGGGUGUUGCAAGACUUGAAGGAAGAUCCUGCCGACUGGGUACAAAAGACCGACCCGCAGAGCAAAGGCAACCGAAUUGAAGUCUCGAAAGAAGAAGUCACUAGUGCCGUCAGUAAAGUUCCAUUUGUUGAUCGCGUCAAAUCGCUGGCCAAGUGGCUCAAUCCUCGACGAGAAGGACGCUCCCACCCCAAACGGCCUUCCAGUGCGGCUGGAUCUUCUGCAGACUCUGUUGCAUCUUCCAGGGACUCUAGCGGUGCAUCGGGUGGUCGGAGAGCUAGCUUGCGCGGUGACGAAGAUAUUCUACGUCCAUUCAGAGCUGUUCGAGAGGAACACCCGCUUUCUCAAAGCGUCACCGCUAGUCCAGACAGCACGCCUGACCGAUCCUCCUACUUCGAUCAAACACCUCAUUACGAUGUGGCAGACGAAACACCUCGAGCGUAUCCUUCCGAACGCUUGUCGAUCUUGUCAACCACGGCGUCAGCCAAGACAGUGAGACCAAUACCAUCAAACAAAAGCUUGACACCACCAGCUGAGACUACGGAGACCUUGACGGAACAACACAGUAUACCAGCACCCAACCUCGCCGGCAUCUUCACAGGGGCUACUCAUCAUCGAGCAGACAAGACUGAUGAUGAUCGCUUGCUGUCAUUUGACGGGCCCGCGAGCGAGACGGAUGGCCAUGCUGAACCCAGUGUGGCAUGGAGUACUGCGUCUGCUACCGGACAGGUUCAAGUUCCAGUUGCUACUGUAUGGGAGCAGCACGAGCGACCUCAGAGCCAGGGAAACGACGUUACUCGAAGUCUUUCGUCAGCAGGACAUCGUCGCAAUCGAUCAGAACAAAUCCCGCCCGAAGUCAGCGAGCAAUCCUUCCGGUCUGCCAAAGAAGCACUGUUACGCCAAGCGGCAGAUUACACCAGGUCUGAAGAGGAGCAAGCUUCCGAAACCACCCCCGUUGACAACAACGAGCGUUCUGUUGAGCCAAGCCCGACAACAUCGACACAUCACUUACCCUCGGACGGAGGUUUGAUGACCUCUCCGCCAUCAGCCGCGACUAUCUCAACAACGUCGGUUGAUGAGUAUGCAAGCGAAAUGUCCCAAAGUGUGUCGCAUCCAAGCUUGCCAUCUAUUGUCUCUGGUGCCUCGUCAUUCUCUGGUGAUGGCCUCCACACGCAUAUUGAAGAACGGAGUAAAGAGCUGGACACCACGCCUUAUAUCUCCCCCAUUCUUCGAACUGGGGAUACAAUUACGCCGAGGAAUAUCAAAGCGGCACGCUCUGCUAACGAAGAGGGUUAUGAUUACGACUGUGAUGAGGAAGAUAUCGACUCCGAAGACGAAGGCAUUGUCUUUGGCAGGAAGAAGCCUUCGACGUAA
Molecule: messenger RNA, 4047 nt
Organism: Talaromyces amestolkiae
Lineage: Eukaryota; Fungi; Ascomycota; Eurotiomycetes; Eurotiales; Trichocomaceae
Exons: 4
Coding region: 1-4047 (1348 amino acids)
Biological process (GO): intracellular signal transduction; protein phosphorylation
Cellular component (GO): cytoplasm
Molecular function (GO): protein serine/threonine kinase activity; ATP binding
Source: RefSeq, a predicted model, not a curated record